This is a messenger RNA of Caenorhabditis auriculariae, 2368 nucleotides long. Lineage: Eukaryota; Metazoa; Nematoda; Chromadorea; Rhabditida; Rhabditidae. The record is from the annotation of a GenBank genome assembly.
AUGACUGUGCCUCCUUUCAAUGCGGUGAGUUCUCUGAAAAUUGAAAAUUUAGUUUGGCUCAUUUUUUCUGGAUUUUUUUUUAAAGGAACAUUAUAGCAGGGUCCUAUCUAGCGCCCCCGGAAGCUCAAAAAUAUUUCUUUCAAAAAAAGAACUUUUUUUAUACUGAACGGAAAAAUAUUUAGAUUGAGGAACGCUCAGAAGAAGAAGAACAAAACGUCGCGUUGCCGGAACUGCAAGGUGGACAGAACUACGACCCCGUCAGUCUAUUUUUCUCAAUUCAAUGAAAUAACCUUCAGAGAAAUGAAUUGAUUGAUCUAACUACGAAAAAUUCUUUUAGGAUUCGCUUUUCCGCGCUGAAAAGCUCAUUCUGGACCAUUCUGACUUGUCUGCGCUCUCUCUUUCUCUCAAGAACGUUCUCUGAGAAAGGCGCAUACAGUUUUUCCAUGUGAAAUUGUGUAGAGACGAAUUUAACUUUAUUUCUUUCGCUUAAAUCAAUCAGAUCUCUAUGCACUUUCUCGUUCUUUCUCACUGCCUGUGACUGAGAGAGAAGAGAGCGCAGACAGUUAGACAGUUACAAGUGGAAGCCAAUAGAUCAAGUGAAGCUCAGCUUUUCUAUUCUAUUACUCACCAUGACUGGAAAAUCACUUGAUAAAAAUAAAGAGCAGACACAAUCCCAAGCGGUGUCAAAAUGAUGAAACUUUCAGCUUCCCAGACUUCUUCAUUUGGGGGCCCAACAACGUAGGAGCGGAUUCGUAGCCAUUAGGGACACCUCUUUCGGGGCCGCAUGGCAGAUAGAGCUCGACGAGCUGCCUCGUACAAUCCGGCGCAGAGGAGUGGGUUUUUUUGUGUUUCAUAUGAUCAAGUGGCCUGAACUUGAAAACCAGCCAUUGGAAGUUGCAACAGACCUGAAACGAGUUGAGCGCGAUACAAAUCCUUGAUUUUACCUGAGUGGAGUUUCGCAACAAGUGACUCCUGGCAAUAUAUCGCCUUUUGAAUCGAGGAUAAUUGACUUAUGCUCACUUCGUUCCCACUUGAAAGCACUCUUUCUAAGUUGCAACCGACCCAAACGAGUUUCGCGCGAUUCAAACUACCUAGCCUUUCUCCGAGAGUUCCAAGUCAAAGUAUACCAAACUCCUGUUCAGAAUCCACAUUUCAAUGCUGCCGCUCUCGAAAUCUACCAUUUUAAUUUGGAACUGGCGAUCACCCUUGAGAGAAUGUUGAGACGCGCAAUCGAGGUUGGUUUUGAUUUUCUAGAGGAAAAAAAAACCUUUUCUAGCGAGUAAAACGUUCGGAUUUUCAUUGAAAAAUCUUCAGAAUCAUUUCUUCCGCCAUGAAGGGCGUCCCCGCGGCCAGAUUCUUCCUCGAUUCCUCGUUCCAGUGCCGCGAAACGUCCACGGCCAUCAGGAAAAUCAGCCUGAAAACGGCUACCCUCAGGUAUCGUCACCUUGAAAAGUGAUCGGAGGAUUUAAGCUUUUUCGUAAAACCUUAAAAAUUUCAAGUAAGAGCUUUAAAAAUUCUGUCUCGAGGAGAUGUUUUUUUAACUUUAGGGGCGUUAGAGUCAAAUUUGAAAACCAAAAAAAUCUCUGUGAUUUUUUUAAUAAUAAUCUACGAAAUUAUUAAGUUAGGCACUGAAAAAAAUUAAGAAAACCGAUAAGUCGAAACUUGAAUCGAUAACCCCCUCCUCGCUAGUCGCUAAAAUUCCACCUAAAGAUUCUCUGAAAUUCCAGAUUUUCGUUAGAUUAGUUAUCUUGCGUCAAUAAUUCAUUUUGCUUUUUUUAAAAAUUCACCUGAAAAAAACGGCUCAAAACCGUUUAGCCUGGGGAAAAAGCUAAAUCAAGGUCAAAUAGCUUUUCAUAGAGUUCAGUCAUAAAUUUUUCGCCUAAAAAAAGCCAAAUAGUGAGAACUUUUCAAUAGAUAUGAAAUUUUAACCCUUUAAAAAAAGUUAACCUAAACCUGUACCAAGCUCAUCGUCACUUCUGUCAUUUUUUUUUUGUCAGAAAUAAUCAAAAAAUUUUGACAUUCAAAGGAGCUUAUAUAUUGCUACGAAAGAGAUUAUGACGCUUUUAUCAGCGUUUUUGUUCUCCUGUAAUGAAGGUGGUUUCACUUUGGGUUUUGGUCUUUUUUGGAAAGUUCUUUUGUUGUAUUGGAUGGAAAUUUGAAAGUCUCAACCUAGAAACUUCUUGAGAAUGGACACCUCAAUCGAAGAAAGAUAUCAGAACCUCAUAAAACGGUAAUUACAUUUCAUUUCGAAACUGAAAACUAUGAAUUCAAAGUUUGGAAGCAAUAUAUACAUUUUCAGGUCGUUCCCAACAUCCAAGAACCUGACCACAAUAACAACGGACCUAAUAAUGAGUAUCGCAGAGAGUGA